Periophthalmus magnuspinnatus is the source of this 3719-nucleotide messenger RNA. It is a transcript of the gene xxylt1, whose product is annotated as xyloside xylosyltransferase 1. The record is from RefSeq and is a predicted model, not a curated record. The transcript has 5 exons. The coding region runs from base 444 to 1658 and encodes 404 amino acids. Gene Ontology annotation, molecular function: UDP-xylosyltransferase activity. NCBI's taxonomy places the organism in Eukaryota, Metazoa, Chordata, Actinopteri, Gobiiformes, Gobiidae.
GGGGCCAUAUUCGUGUCAGAGAAUGCUAGGUUGCUAAUGCUGUAGACAGUAUCAUGUGAGUGGUUUUAUAAAGCUGUUUGCCAUCGUUUGGAUCUAUAACAAUGAAUAAGCACAGACCAAAACUAGUCCUCCAAAGGUAACAUUCAUUUGGGUUGGGACCUGCAUUUGACAUAGUAUAAACUGACGGGGGUUAAACCUAGACGCAGAUCCUCGGUUAGCAUCCUUUGGAGCCUUGUGCAUGUCAACAGGUUAUAUUGUGCGAGCCUACUUAUCUUUUUUUGCUAGUAAAAGAAGAUUUUGAUUUUUCCUAUAAAGGUGCCCAUGAAAAGUAGGCAUCUCCAAGUAAUGGUCAAUGGGUGGAAAUGUCUACAAAGCUGACUUAAAGAACAUGGAGAUCCGAUCUUCUUACAUUCCACCUUUCUCAUGACAUCUACAAAGACGUAAUGGGCAUCCUCAGAUUUGUGGCCGGAAUCAUGGGCAGGAUCAGUACAUUUAGAUCCUAUCAGUUUGUGGUUCUUCUGGCCGCUGCUCUGGCUGUUGUAGCCUUUUACUACUUUGGGACAGAGAGGCAGAACUUUUCCAGCACUACCAAAAGAAUUAAGCAAACCCAAGCAAGCCAUAACACCAACAGGAACGAUGCAGAUCUAACCGUGGACACCAAAUUCACCCCUUUGUCAGAAUCUGUGGAGCACGGAGGAGUUCUACACAAUGAAGAAGGAAGAAAUCCACAGACCAUAACUGGAAAAAGGAACAGCGUGUCGGCUAGUCAACAUUACCAUGCACUGAUGAUGUUUACUAAGGUGGAUAAGAGUCGGAGUCUGCAGGAUAAGUUCAAAGUGGCCAUGUUGUCAAUGGUGAAACAUGCACACUUCGAAGAAGGUGAAGUACUGGUCCUACAUUUUGUCAGUGACCCAGCGAGCCAGGAAUUGGGGAAAAGUAUGCUUCAGGAAUUUUUAAAAGAUGCAGUAUUCAAAUAUGAGGUAUUAUUUCACGAUGUGGUGGACCUCACACACAAGCUGUUCCCCAUUGUGGAGGCCAUGCAGAAGUAUUUCAGCGCUGGGUCUGGAGCAUACUACAGCGAUGCCAUCUUUUUCCUCUCUGUGGCCAUGCACCUCAUCAUGCCUGAAAAUCUGACCCGCAUUGUGCAGCUUGACCUGGACCUUAAAUACAAGACCAACAUCAGGGACCUUUUCCAGGAGUUUGACCAUUUUCCUCCUGGGGCUGUUAUCGGCAUCGCCAGAGAGAUGCAGCCUGUGUACAGGCACACAUUUUGGCAGUAUCGAAAGGAGAACCCGCAGAGCAAAGUGGGCGAGCCCCCUCCUGACGGCUUGCCAGGGUUCAACAGUGGAGUGAUGUUACUGGACCUGGGAGCCAUGAGGACUUCAGCUUUGUACAACCAGCUCCUGCAGCCCAACAAUGUGGCCAAGCUUGCAGAGCAGUACCGCUUCAGGGGCCAUCUUGGGGACCAGGACUUCUUCUCCAUGAUUGGGAUGGAGCAUCCAGAGCUGUUCUACCCUCUGGCCUGUGGCUGGAACAGGCAGUUGUGCACCUGGUGGAGGGACCAUGGCUACGGAGAGGUGUUUCAGAUGUACUACCGCUGUGAGGGCCCAGUCCAUAUUUACCAUGGCAACUGUAACACACCCAUACCCAAUGACUGAAAGCAAUUCUGCAUCUCGGGAUAAGAAUGUUAGAUAAGAAUGCAUAAUAUCGUUUGUGUUACUGAGCAAAUAUUAACAAGAAGAUACCAUGAAAACUGAAAAAAACCUUUACAUUUUGUAUGUAAAGACAAGGGCUGUAGUCAUUUAACUGGUCAAUAGUGUCUUUGAGUCAACCAAUUUUAUUAUUGGGCAAAUAAUUAUUUUAUGAGGAUUACAAGGCUAUCUAUUGGCCACAAGCCCACAGCAGAAAGUUGGCAGCACUGAAUAAGUUAGCUGGAGUUUUGGGAGAGAUGGAACAGUCCCAAAAUGGAUAAUUUUGUGAGCUUUGCUAGAGCCCCAUAUCUGCCCCCUUUUUGUUGAUAAUGGAUGCACAGGGUAUGUUUUCACUGGACCAAGUUUUUCUUUCAGCUAUAGCCCUAGUAAAGGCACAGAUGUGUAUAAUUUAUUGAAAUGAACCUUUUUCACUGUUUUUGGAAGAGAAACAUCUUUUUGAUUUGUGUUUAUCGUCCUACAAAUACUCAAAAUAAUUUGCAACCAUGGACCUUUUUAGAAGUAUCCAUUGAAUAAGAUUUUAUAACAAGGUCGUAGCAGUACUCGUAUAAAUAAUCCAGUACAAUAGUCUAAAGGCCAUUCCAUUUUUCACUUUCUCCAUUUCCUCUUAGUAAUCCACACUUAUUUCCAGCAUCCCAUGUUCUCUCAGCAUCACCUCUUGUCAACACCAAACAAGGUCCUAACGGGGGUCUAAUCUCAUCCUGUGUUCUUUAGUAACCCCAACACAUUUAUUUAAAAAAAUAGGAAUUUUGUUGUGCCAUUUUUUUCCUUUCCAAGUGAGAUUUCAGAUUUUCUUUCUUUAUCUCCUGUAAGUAAAAUUCCACUCUAAAAAUACCAGUGUGGUGGAAGUAGGUGAAGAUCAGGGCAAGACAUUUGAUGACACAGAUGUCUUUUUCUAUUCUAUCUGUAGUUACUCUGAGGCUGUCAGACAAACAGUGCGAGAACAACAAGUGCACGUUUUCCGAUCGAGUGACACAGUUGUCAGCGUGACCCACUUCUUACAAACACUGCCCUUUAUCGCUAAACGAAUACAGCAAUUCCAAGAAAAGUCAUCAGUCAAUAAGGAUAGAGGGAUGCUCACUUUGACAUACAAACACAACUGGGGACAAUGAAAUAAUGCACAGCGCCAUCACUGGACUGGGAAAUGAAAUACUCAAGAAUAAACGUUCCUCCAAAAUCAAUUCAUUAUCCUUGAGUUCUUCCAAAAGGGGAUCAAAGCAGCGCAACAUGUACGCAAGUCUUUGAAUGUAAAUGAAGCUUGAUAUCUGUAUAAGGGAUGCACAUAGAAGAGAUUAGAAGACAUGAUUUACCUUUUUGUGAGUGCACUUUGAAAACCGACAAGGGACUAUAUGUUUUUACUGUUUUGGGGGCAUACCACUCCUAUUCCGAUUUAUAUAUUUUAUUUCUACAGAGUAUUACUUUUUCAAGGUCCUGUAUCAGGCAAAAUUGAUUCUUGUGAGAUUUUAGAAAUGUUAUAAUGCUGUUAACUCCUCAAAAAUAUACUUGAAGUUGUGUUUUGUUUCAUUCGCACAUGUUUCAGUAACUAUUUAUUAUUAGGCUGUUUACAUUUCCAAAUCUCAAAAUGCUCUGUUCCACCUUAUGAUGUCAUGAAGUGGUAUUGUUCAAGUUAAUACCUAUCCUUUACCUUUAGUUCAAUAGAGAUUGGCAAUUCCAGUGCUGAAAUCAUCCAUAUGACUCCAGUGAGAGUUUAAAAACACAGUGGAGCACUUCGUGUUUUACCACGUGACAUCACAAGGUGGAACAGAGUGUUUUCUGUCUGAGAGAAGAGCUCAACCUAAAUAUGCAGGGUUUGUGUGUUAAACAUGUGAAUGAAACAAAACACAACUUCAGGUAUGUUUUUGAUGAGGAAACAACAUUAUAACAUAGAUGACAAAAUGCCGUAAUAUAGGCCUUUUAAUGAUUCUUUAUGAUUUCACAAAGUCCCACUGAAAAGAAAUCAUACAGCAGAUUGCUCUUUUUAUUCAUUUGUUUCCUUAAAUAAAUACAUGU